This is a messenger RNA of Nerophis lumbriciformis (worm pipefish), 2277 nucleotides long. The record is from RefSeq and is a predicted model, not a curated record. NCBI's taxonomy places the organism in Eukaryota, Metazoa, Chordata, Actinopteri, Syngnathiformes, Syngnathidae.
AUGGAUGCGAUCAAAGCUUCAGAAAGUGGCAUUAAAGGCAAACUUCCAUACUCAGUGGAAACUCCAUAUGGUUUUCGUCUAGACCUGGACUUCCUGAAAUAUGUUGACGAUAUUGAGAAAGGGAAAACCAUUAAAAGAAUCUUCAUCCAACGCCACAACAAAGGUCCCCGGGCCAGCACCCUACCUCGGCACAUUAACCCCUCGGGGUACAGCUACCGUCCGAGCCCUUGGGGCUCGACCGGAGCUCUCUGCGCCAGGUCUCGGUUGUCUGAAGACCAUCAUCGAGGCUCCACUUCUUGGUUUUAUGAACACAGAUCACCCAUUUCACGAACAGAAAUAGAGGCCAAAAUCAGAGAGUUCGAUGAGCAACCCUUGGGUGAGCACAUCCGACCUCAUCUCCUUCGGGCCUCCAGUCUGCCCCUUACGGUGCUUUUGAGACAAGGAUUGGAGGAGCCCGGAAGCCUCCAAAGUUCAAAGGAACAUUUAGCAGACAAAAACAAGUCUUGUGAAGACAUCUUUGACUCUACAGACAGUCCUCUCACCCAGGAUUGUUCAGGUCUGUUGAGGCGCUUAAAAGAUGCCUUGGACCAUGUGGAGGAGCUGGAAAGGGAGGUACGGGUCAUUCCAGACCUCAGAGCACAAAUCUGUCUGCUACAGGAGGAAAAAGAAAAACUGCGGUCACAUAUUCAACCAUUCUCCCUGAAUGGGACCUCCACAUCACAAUGGCAAGAACAAUGUCAUAGUCAAGAUCGUGACCCUACGCACACGUGGAGGACCAGUACAGAUCUGGAUGAGCUGCUGACGGUGACGUCACUCCAAGCUAAGGUUGCGCUGCUGGAACAAAAGCUUCACGAGAACGAGAUGGACCUCGAAAGGGUCACGGGGCGGCUUAAGCUGCAACAGAAGGCAAGCAAAAUCAAGGGUGAACGGAUUGAACACCCGGUUGUGAAUCCUGGAGUGUGGGUCCAUGCGGAGAAGGUGGCAGUCGAUCAGGAGGAGGAUGAGACCAUGACGAAAGCCCAAAGUGUCAGCACCAAUGGAGAAUGCCCCAGUUACCCUGAAAAAUAUCUGGCAAUGGAGGUUUCUGCUGACACGUCUCUGGUCAUCCACCACAUCAACAGGAUCAAGCAACUCCUGGAUCAACAGUGGGAGUGUUUGAGUGCACCAGAUGAAGAAAAACGUCUACAGAACACCAGUCCCAAAGUUAUCUCCUUACAGCAGGAGAUAAUGGGACUCAUAGACAUCCUGACCUCGCACUACAGUACUCAGCCUGGACGCAAACAAGGACACACUAUUCAACAUGGAGAACAGGAAGAGAGCAGCACCGAGCGUUGGGAGAUGGCUGCAAGCCAAGUGGAUACAGAACAAGAAAAGACAGAGAUGGAGGAAAACAGGCAAGUGAUAUCGAAAGGAAGUGGAUGGACAGAUGGAGGGGUGGCAGCUGUUGAAGCUACUGCUGCUGUAGAAAUGGCCAAAACGCCGCCAGGAAAACAGAUGGACGUGGACUUGGGUUCCAAAAGAACAAUGCAAGGCAGUGAGACAGUAAAUGCUGACUUUCUGUCAGCUUGUCUCUACCUCAAUGAGCAUAUGGACAACAUUGAGGACCCUACCAAUGACACAAGGAGGGCCCUCGUGGUGCUUUUCCAGAACUGGUUCAGUGCGGCAGCAGAAGAGAAUUCAGUGGCCAGCAAGGUAGCUGCAUACUUGAGGGAGGUCAAAAAGACAACACCUUCCCUACUGGCCUUCCUCAUCAACCUGGCUGAUGAUAAUGGCAACACAGUCCUCCAUUACAGUGUUUCCCACUGCAAGUACAGUAUUGUCAGUCUACUAUUGGACGCAGGAGUAAGCGACGUCAACUUCCAGAACAAAGCGGGUUACACAGCAGUGAUGCUGGCCUCACUCACAGCCCCUGAGAACCCUGGCCACAUGGAGGUGGUCCGCAGGCUGAUGGAGCUUGGCAACAUUAACAUCCGCUCCAGCCAGACUGGUCAGACUGCUUUACACUUGGCUGUGAGACACGGGCGAGUGGUGAUGGUCCGCCUGCUGCUCAGUUGUGGAGCAGACGCCAACAUCCAAGAUGGUCAAGGAAACACAGCCCUCAUGUUUGCAUCUGAGAGAGGCUACACACAUAUUGCAAGAUUACUGCUGGAGAGGACACAGUGUGAUUUAACCCUUACUGAUCAGGGUGGAAGAACUGCCCUCUCCAUUGCCAGGCUCAACUCCCACAGUGACACAGCCACGCUUCUGCAAGCUCAUGCCAGAGCUCGAGCUUUGUAG